UAAAUAAUUAUGCCAAAUUUAAAUAUAUCACUAUUUAAGCUUCAUUGGUUACUCUGCAAUAUAAGCACAGGAUAAAAGAGAGCAUCUACAAAAGGCACAUAAAGAGUGUGCGAGCCAGCACGCUGUGCUCUAUUCAAGCUUUCCAAACGGCAUUGCUGUCUAUUGGAGAUUUAAAAUUCGAUGCAGCGUUACUGCAUAAACUCAGUUGCGAGCGAACAUUCGCGGUUAAAGGAUGUGUAAAUCAUAUCUUAAAUUUGACGCGGCGCUUUAUAUUGAGUGUUAAGUGUUUAGUGUUAUAAUUGUGUCUGUGUAUUGACUGUUGCAAUGUGUAAGUUUGUGUUGGUUUGUGUAUGCGCGCGGCGUGGAGGCGUAGGUGUUGUCGCUUAUCGCUCCAAUUAGUAGGCGCAAUAUAGUGGAAUACUACAGAGUGUUUGAUACACAAAUUUUGUUGGAUUUCUAGAAAUUGUAUUCGAAGUAUGUAAAUUUGCGUAUUUAAUGAAGCAACAAAACGGCGUCGCGAGACUUCCGGAAAAGCACGAGCUGUGGAAAAUCAAAGAGUGCAGCCAUAUUUGUUGUUGGUAUAUAAUUUAUUGUGUGCGACGCGCUACCGACUAUAUGUACACGCGUACAAGUAUGUAAAUUGGCGUACCAAUACAUCGUAAACACUUCUCGCAUACACUCGCACGAAAGGCACUUAAAAGCUCGCGUUUGUGUUGUGUCGGCGUCGGUGUUGGCUCUACCUUGCUGUGUUGAAGGAAGCGUGCUGAAAGUGGCGCAGUAACGAAAAAUUGCGCACGCGCUGUUCAUGGCGUGCAUGCUGUGAUUAUUUAUGGCAAUAUAAUAAUAAUAAUAGAAUACAAAAAAAAAAAAAAUAAAAAAAAAAAACAACAACAGAAAUAUAGAUGGAGCAAAACAUAAUGCAAAAAGCUUGGUUAUAGGAAAAAGUUUUUAAUAGAAAAUAUUUAUGCAAUCUUUUUUUGUGGAGGCUUCUAAGUAACAACGUGGUGUUUGGAAAGUAAACAACCAACAUUUGUUGAAAGAAAUCAAACGCCUGCGGACGUGUCAAAAUUUUACCAUUCAAAGCGAUAUUAAGCAUCACAUGUAAUAACGGUUUAUUCUAUCGGCGGAACUGUAUUACUAUACACUUUGACUAAGGCAACAAUACACUGACAGUAGCGGCAGCGACAAGAGCAAUAUCAAAGGACCCACAGCAUUAUUGCAAAUUCCCAUAGCGCCCAUAGUCAAAGUAAGUGGCAGUGAUAGCCACGCAUUGACGGUUGAGCUGUCGCGGCACGCCACGCCACGCCAUGGUGGAGUCCUCGGCCAUUGGCCGGCCACUAACUGGAUGUGUAAAUCCACAGCAGCCGGCAACAGCUGCCAUCACCGCCGCACAGCAUUCGCCCUCCGGCAUGCGUUGUGGCACGUUGGAGACGCGCGUGAGAGGCGCCUGGUAUCGGGUGCUGGUGACGCUGGAAACCGACUUUCUAGCAAUUAGUUUGGACGAGUCCUGCGAUGCGGCGGCCAUCAGUGUGGACCAAUCGACCACACUGAAUGGUACUUUGGGCAGCAACCACAGCGGUCAUAAUGGGUCCAUACCCUCAUCGGCCUCCAUGCAGGGUAUGGGCGGCACAGGCGCGGGCAAUGGCGGUGAUACGGAUUGUACGGAUAACGGUGGUGGCAGCGGUAAUGGUGGUGACCAUCUGCUGAACAAUAAUACAAUGGACAAUGGACUGGAUAUGUGCGAUGUACCUGAUCAUGUGGCAAAUCAAAAGAGACAUGUGCGCAUCAUUAAAUCGGACAACAACGGUCUCGGCAUUUCCAUUAAGGGCGGACGUGAAAAUCGUAUGCCCAUAUUGAUAUCGAAAAUUUUCCGCGGCAUGGCGGCGGAUCAGGCUAAGGGGCUGUAUGUGGGCGAUGCCAUUUUGUCGGUGAACGGCGAGGAGCUGCGCGAAGCAACACAUGACGAGGCGGUGCGCGCGCUGAAACGUGCUGGGCGCGUUGUGGACUUAGAAGUGAAAUUUCUGCGCGAGGUGACACCAUACUUCCGAAAAGCCAGUAUUAUCUCCGAAGUGGGCUGGGAAUUGCAGCGCGCCUUUCUGUGUCCGCUGGGGCCCGGGGCGCCCACAUCGCCGCCAGCGCCGAAGAUAACACCGCGCGCCGAUACGCGUUACAUACCGUUGCAGUUGACACAUUUGGCGCGCAAUUUGAAAUACAUCGAUCCCGAAAACCGUUGUAUCGAACUGCAUUCGCCGGACGGCGUGCACUCGUGCAUCCUGCGCGCCACCGACUCAGCGGAGGCGCUGAUCUGGUUCAAUGCGUUGCACUCGGCGAUGUGUGGCAGCACUCAGCGCGCGCUCACCGAUGCCAAUCGCGCGCUGAUGAAUGUCAUCGGAGAGCUGAAGCACAUUGGCUGGCUUAGCAGGCGUUUGAGCGGCGGCAGCACUAGUGGCGGCGUCGGCGGUGGCAGCUCUGGCAGUGGUGGCGGUGGUGGCGGCAGCAGCGCCAACGCAAUUGGCGGCGCAGGCGAUUUGCCAAGCGGACGUUCCAGCUCGGAGAGUUCCGAUGAAAACGACAAAUGGCAACCGAUUUUUGUUGCAGUCACUGAGCGCGAGUUCAGAAUUUACGAGUCCGCUCCUUGGUCAGUGGAGGCAUGGGGACGUCCGUUGGAGAGCUUCGCAUUGGCAACGACAAGACUGGCUGGCGCUGGCAAUAAUUCAUCUUUGAACGGUCAACAGACGACGGUGUUUUGCGUGCGCUGCGGCACCAACCGCGGCGUUCUGGUCUAUUGGCUGCGCUCGGAGACGCAUCGCGAUAUGGCUGCGUGGGCGCGUGCACUGGUGCAGGGCUCACACAACGCCGUCAACUAUCAGCGUGAGUUCUCAUUCCGCUGCCUCUACCAGGGCAGACAGUGUCAAUUGGUUGUGCAUUUGAAUCGUGGCUUUUGCCUAUACGACUGCAGCGGGUUUUCAGCGGCGGCGGCGGCGGGUGUCGUAGUGCCGCCCAAUCAGACCAAAACUCAGUUGUGGCAAUUUCCGUUCGACAAAUUGAAGGGCUCAGCGGACGACGGCAUACGCAUGUUGUUCUUGGAUUUUGGCGAUGAUGGCGAAAUUGAACUGGAUAUGGAAUGCUGUCCCAAGCCGGUGGUCUUUGUGGUGCACAACUGCCUUUCGGCGAAGGUACACUCGAUUACCUAAGAGGAGCAAGCGGAACCUGUAGUGCAGCGAACAGUUUGAACGUCUGACAUAGCAAGAAAUACUUUGAAAAAGCGACGUAGCCGCACAAGUGGCGAGAAGAAGUAUCGUAGUAAAAAUUUUUGUAAUUUCAUACCAAACGUUGAUGAGUGAAUACAUUUGAAAAAAAUAACAAAAAAUCAAGAUUAUACACUGUGCAACAUGUUGCGCGGUUAUAAUAAUGCAAUAUAUCAAAUUUACUUAGCAAUUAAUAAUAACGUAAUUAUACUUAAUAAAAUUGUGGUAAGAAUAAGUAGAUUUGUAUAGCAUAUGUUAAACCGUUGUUGAAGGCUGCGCGAAAGUCAAGUGAUCAGCUUUUGAGAGCGUGUGUGCUUCCUUAUUUUGUAUAAGGUGGAAAACUAGUCUACAGUAUACUUCAAAAUACUCAUUUCAUUAUGUAAAAAUGUAUUUAUUAGUACAGUUAUACAUACAUAUAUAUGUAUGUGUUAUAUUUAAAUGUAUACACACACACUCCACAAUAUUUCCAACUUUAAGCUGUUUCCAUGCGGCACUUUGCAACAAUAUUUUUCACACCGAAAUUACAAUUUCCAAGCCUACAGGGUUGCAUAUUUAUUUAGUUAAAUUGUGGAAUUUGAAAUUAAAACGCACAAAAUCGUGUGAAAGUGUUUAAAUUUUAGAUUUAAAAAGUAAGUCGAAAAAACUGUCUGUAUGUUUGAAAAAAAAAACAAAAAACAAAUUCAAAUGAAAUGUGUAAAAAAAUAAUUCUUUCUUAAAUUUGCAUAAUUAAAUUGCACUUUCGCCUAAUAUUUAAUUAACAAAUACAAACAGGCCAAAGCCAACGAGAGCACAUGUUAUACACACAUACAUAUAUACAUACAUACAAACGUUUAUAAAUACAUACACAACAAACAUAAGGUGAAGCGAGAUUUGCAAAUGCAAAUUAACAAUGCAAUAUUUAUUUAUUUGUAUGUUUGUACAUACUUGGAAUACAAUGCCGAACAAAAGAACCGAGGAUAAUAAUUAAAUUUAACAGAUAAAUAAAUAAAACGUAGCACAUUUAAAUUUACUGCAUACAAUUUACAAAAACUAUGGAAAUCAGCAAUUACCGUUAGAAAAAAAAAAAAAAAAAACAGAAACAUAUCUCGGUCAGCUACAGCUGCAUCUGCAUACAUAGACUUAAUAAUAUUAAUUAAAAUUGUUAAUAUCAAGCGCGGAAAUCAAAUGAAAAUAACGCUAACGGUAAGUGAGCGGAGUAGAAUAUUUGGAAUACAUUUUUCUUUAAUUGUAAGUUUCCCUAUACACAUUUGACUCGUAUUUAUGUGCAUAUGUAUGAAAGAUGAACAAAACCUAACGUUUGCCACAUAAAUACCAACUAACUGAAUUAAAAAAUAAAAUAAAAAAAAUAAAAAUAAUAAUAAUAAUUAAAAAGUACGAACCACGCCCCUAAAAAAACAAAAACAAUUUUUUUCUUAAAAAAAGAAAACAAAAAAAACACAACAACGCAAUAGCUGUGGCGUCAAGUCAACAUUCGACUCCGUGUUGCAAGCAAGCAAAAGCAGCAAGCGGCAAAGCACAAAACCAAAAACAAAUAAAAAAAAACAUGAAAAAGAAUCAUGUAACAAAAUGUAAUGUAAGUAGAGUUGGUAAUUAUGGAAUUGGAAAAUUCAAAAAUUUAACAAACAUUGUGUGUGCGCUAGCAAUAGUCUAAUGAGCAAAAACAAAACAAAAAAAAAAAAACUCAAGUAAUAUCUAAUGGCAAAAAUUAA
Molecule: messenger RNA, 4957 nt
Organism: Bactrocera oleae (olive fruit fly)
Lineage: Eukaryota; Metazoa; Arthropoda; Insecta; Diptera; Tephritidae
Gene: Syn1
Product: Syntrophin-like 1
Cellular component (GO): dystrophin-associated glycoprotein complex; intracellular anatomical structure
Molecular function (GO): protein binding; structural molecule activity
Source: RefSeq, a predicted model, not a curated record